AUGGCCACCGAGCUCGCCAACCCGCCUAGUAAGAACGCGGCCGAUGUGCCAGCUCUCCGUUUCCUCUCCAAACACCAAAUUGCUCCCCCCCCCCCCCCAAACGACCGAGUCGCACCUGUCAUCACCAUCGCUUUCGCCACCGCCACCAUUGCCCAUCUGUACGAGGACGACGGCGAGCUGCCUUUCUACCUAAUUACUCGACUCGCAACGACAAUUCCUGAGGUGCCGCACCGACCCAGCCAGCGAGCCAGUCGAACGACUCCGCUCCCCGUCCGUCCCACCAGACGGCGCGCACGUCUCCAGCUUUUCCCGAGAGGCCAGCUUCCGCCCACGUCCUCUCUCCCGUCCCGUGCGAGCCUUGGAGAGAACUCGUCCGUCUCCCUUUACCGACAAGGAGUGUCCGGAGAGGGAAAAAAAAUAACAUUGCUACGCGCAUGCAUGCGACGACGGUCACUACUUGUACAUUUCCGACUCCUACCCCUCCGCAGAUACUACAUCAUCCUGCUGCCAGCUCGGCCCGACGCCUCCGACGGUCGCCGCGAGUUCGAUUCCUCGUCCGAGCCCGAGUCGUCCACCCUGUGCUCCGUCGCGCUCCCUCCCUCUCGGUUCGACACCGACCUCGAGCAAACCAAGCGCCUGUCCAACGACCGGACAUUUCCUCAGCGUCGCCGAGCGCGACCACCGUUCAAUCUGGCGUCCCCAAAGCAGAGCGAAGGCUCUUCGAGCUCCUUCAGCGACCGGCCUUCCCCCCAACACCACAGGAGGCGAUCCUCGGUCGGCUCGCCCUCCCUGAGCGACCUGCAAGCCGCCAGCUUCCUCGAGUCGAAGCCGAAGCCGGCCAACCAGGUGUCGCUCUCGCCCGUCAUCGGUACGCCGGCCGGUCCCAUGUCCCUGUCUCGCAGCCCAUCGCCGGUUCCCGGCGGCGGCUGGGCCAGCCCCGGCCUCAACCUCAGCAACAGCGGCAGGAACAGCCCGACCAUCGUCAGCGGCGGUCCCAUCCAGUGGGCGUCAUCGACCAAGAUGCGCCGUCAGGGGGGCGCCAACGGCUACCCGUCCUUUUCCACCCACAACCAGGGCUUCUUCUCCCGCAACAUGCGUCGCCUGUCCAGCAGCCUACCGCUCUUCUACUCGAGCUACGACGAUUCCCACGACGACGAGAAGGACAAGGUCGGCCACGGCAGACGAUGGCCGGGCCAGAAUCUCCCCUUGGUCGGUAGGAUACGAUCCGUCAUCGGUCGCAUGGGACGCAAGCUCAAGAUACGGCUGCUCAUCGGCUUCGUCAUCUUCAUGUGCAUAUACAUAUUUUAUCAUUCCCCGUUGGUUUAUCACUACCGACGAGCGUCGUGGGGCGGCGGCGGCGAAAAGUUCGUCAUCAUCUUGGCCGCCAACGUCGGCGGAGGCGUCAUGGAGUGGAAGGGCGCUCGCGAGUGGGCCAUCGAGCGGGACAGCGUGCGAAACAAGAGAAAUUACGUCAAGAGAUGGGGGUACGAUCUGGAGAUUGUCGACAUGAAGACGAGAAAGAAGUACGCGCACGAAUGGCGUGAGAGCUGGGAAAAGGUCGACUACAUGAGGCUCGCCAUGAGGAAGUACCCCAAGGCAGAAUGGUUCUGGUGGCUCGACCUGAACACGAUCGUCAUGGAGCCGUUCUACUCGCUGCAGAGCCACCUCUUCGACCAUCUCGACGACAAGGUGUACCGGGACAUCAACGAGUACAACCCGCUCAACUUGACGCAUCCCUUCCGGGACCACUACCUCGACGCCGAUGCCCGAAGUCCCGUGGGCGACGGGGACAUCAACUCGGUCAACUUGCUGCUCUCGCAGGACUGCUCGGGAUUCAACCUGGGCUCCUUCUUCAUGCGCCGGAGCGCCUGGUCGGAGCGCCUCUUGGAUAUGUGGUGGGACCCGGUUGCGUACGAGCAGAAGCACAUGGCGUGGGAGCACAAGGAACAGGAUGCCCUCGAGCAGAUGUACGAGAGCUACCCGUGGGUCAGGCAGCACACGGGCUUCCUGCCGCAGCGCAGCAUCAACAGCUUCCCGACGGCCGCCUGCGGCGACGGCUCGGGCAAGAACCACACGCGGUACCACUACAGCCAGGAAGACCGCGACUUUGUCGUCAACAUGGCGGGCUGCGAAUGGGGUCGCGACUGCUGGGGCGAGAUGUACCAAUACCGACAGUUCAGCUAUUGGCUGAACCGGAACCCAUGGGAACGUUUCAAGGAGGAUCUCAUCGCCGUCAUCUGGUUCAAGCUCACGGGCCAGGUUGUCAAGCUGUGA
Molecule: messenger RNA, 2274 nt
Organism: Drechmeria coniospora
Lineage: Eukaryota; Fungi; Ascomycota; Sordariomycetes; Hypocreales; Ophiocordycipitaceae
Product: golgi mannosyltransferase complex subunit
Exons: 6
Coding region: 1-2274 (757 amino acids)
Biological process (GO): protein N-linked glycosylation
Cellular component (GO): Golgi membrane
Molecular function (GO): glycosyltransferase activity
Source: RefSeq, a predicted model, not a curated record